AUGGGAAAACUGAAAAGAUCAACUUUUUUAAACUACGCAGACCGCUUAAGCAAUGUCAGAGAAGUUAGACUUGUUGAUGUCACUCCAGAUGGCCGAAGCGAUAGAGCUACAUUCAGCCCACAAGGAUUCCCUAAUGGUAAAGUCGUCUAUGAUUUUUCAAUCACCCCUAUCGAUCAGGAAUUGAAAUUCCUACACGACUUAGAGCCAUGGCGCCAGGUCUUUUGUGUAUUUGCGCUGACCACCUUCAGCUAUAAAAUGACAUUAAAAGAUUAUGAAAAUAAAGUCCUUGAACUUAGAAAAAAAUACCCAGGUCCUGUGAUUCACAAAUUAUUGAUCUUUGGAGUUCCCGGUGCAGACCUGUUGCAGGGUUCAAAAAACGUUAUACCCGUUCUUUCCUCUCGUUUAGCACCUAUCACUAGCUUAGGGACGGUUAUGUGCGAUAUUACUACAGAUUUUUUGGCAGAACUUGCUGUUUUAGCAAUUACUAGAGAAAUGGGUUCUUUUAAAUCUCCUGGAUUGAUGGAACUUGAACAUCCAGUUUCUCGUUUUCAAGACGGGAAGUCUUAUAAUGGAGGCUUUACUAAUGGUUCUCAAAGUAAUGGUUCUCAGAGCAUAUCACAUUCUCCAGCAGGUAGCUUUAGUUCAAUCACUUCAUCGCGCAUUAAAUCUGGCUCAAUUUCUAUAGGAUUAAACGAUCGUUCUAAAGCAAAGCAGUAUGGCCGAAGUAAAAAAUAUUUGGCCGGGUUGUAUCUUAUUACAGGUAGAUGGCAGGAUGCCUUACGAGAAUUUAGCGAGGCAGCAUCUAGCUUGAAAACUGCUCACGAUCAUUUGUGGCAUGCCUCUGCCUUAGAAGGAAUUGGAAUAUGUUUGCUUCUUCUUUCGUUCUUAGAGGUACCCACAGCAAUCCCUUCAAUUGCCUUACAAGCUGCCAAUGUCAGCUCUCAUAGCAGUACACUUUCGUUUUCAGAUUCAACUGAUUCUCUCACACCAACAGCUUCUAAUUCAGGAGUUCUCCCUCCAUCUAUGUUUGAGUUUCUUCCGGAGCUUACCAACUCGUUGUUAAGAAUCUAUGCUCGUUCUCAAGGAUCUCAGGAAGAAAGCAUUCCCCAAAUUGUAUUUUGCGAAACUAUUUUACGAUUUGUCAACUUGCUUUCUAUCACACGUUUAUGUGGCGGUUGGAAUCCAGCUUCGCUAUCUGCUGUUGUACGCGGCACCCCUGUUAGUAAAAAUGUAACACCAGAUAGUCCCUCAAUUACGGCGAUCACCAGUUGGAUUAAUAGGGCAUAUGCAACAGAUCUCAGUUCUUUGCCUUUAAUUUCUCAAUGCAGCAUUUUUAGCGGAAUUGCAGUUAUUUACUCAAACAUUGGCCUUGUAAGAAAAAGGUCCUUCGUCAUGCGCGAAAUGCUUUUGACAAUCAUUCCACGACUGUCUAGGGUACGAUCUAUGCAGGCAGCAAGUUCUAGUGUUCACUCCGAAGGCUUUACAGAUGUUGAAAAACAGAUUGUCCAAUUGAUUGAUGGGGAGCGUGAGGGUGGUAUUGUGGAGCUUCUUGACAAUUUGUGUAAGGUGUAUGGCGCUGGCGACAUAACUUCAGUGGGCUAUGGAUGGAUUCAAUUGCGUGUCUCUUUUCUUAAAACAUGCUUAUUUAUGUGUGAAGCUAUACCAGAUUACAAUGGUAUCAUUCAUUUUGCAAGUCUUUUGUUGUCUACUGCUUCAGACGUUUUAUCUGCUAAUGAUCAAAUACAAAUUUACCAGAUAAUUCUUCGUGCUGUUGAUUCGGCCAGAAAACUUGGCCAUGUUCAUGUUAGUGCUGAUUAUUGGGAUCCCAAUAUUCUUCGAGACAUUAAGAUUGUUUCGACAACAUCUUCUAUUCUUCCACAAUUCCGUAACAAUACAGCAAUGUCUACUCAUGAUGACAGUGGCUUCUUUAUUCACAACCCAUUUGCAUCGAAAAAACCAGGGAGCAUUAACAAAAGCAGCCCCGAUCUUUUACAACAAAACCCCCAGCAACAACAGCCUCGAAUUUUAGUUCAAAAUGAACGUGCUGAUUUUCUUAUUAGACUUCAGAAUCCUUUUGCAUUUGACCUUCAUGUUCUUGAAAUUACACUUCUGACUCGUGAUGUUUCUGUUAGUGCCCGCUUGACCAGUUUAAAUAUUCCAGCAAACUCUAUUUCUGAUUAUACUAUUCCAGUUAUUCCCGAAGGUACUGGAACUUUAAAAAUUAUCGGUGCCUCUAUUCAAAUUGGUGCUUGUGCUAAAAAAGACUUUUUCCUUUCUGAAAAGCUUCCUUAUGUUGUAACUGAUAAGGUAGAGUCCGUGGGUAGCAGCUCUGGAAAGGGUCAUGGUCAAACUCAACAACUUGAUUUGGUUAAAAAUAUAAGUAUUGAUAUUGACAUAAUUUCUGCUCAGCCUGUCAUGGUUUUGAAAAAUAUUUCACUUAACCAAGGAUGGAUGAUGCUUUUGGAGGGCGAAAAACAACUACUCACAAUCACUUUGGCCAAUAUUUCCGAAAUUAAUGCCAACUAUGUUUCUUUAAAGUUUUCAGAUUCUACAACACCACCUCUGCAGGUAGCUCUUUCAAACAAGGAUCUCCCUCAAAAUGAAAUUUACGAGGUUGAAUACUUUUUGUACAAUAGGAAGGCCCUGCAAUGGAUUCAAGGUCCGGAAAAGCAAUCAUCAAACAUAACAGACUUAGCUGAUUUAUCACCUAUUGUUAAACAGACAAAACCUAGUUGUGUUUCGAGUCACAAUGCAAAAGUCUUUAACAUUUUAGUCCUUGGAAAGCGUGGAAUGAAUCAAGGUGCAAUUCAAGUGGAGUAUGCAAACCGUGAUAAUACUGAAGAUGAAUCAACACCUUUUUGGCUAAGAAUGUUGUCGAUACCAAUCAAUAUCACUGUUAACUCUAGUAUUGAGCUGGGUGGCUGUGACAUGAUGAGUCUUCGAGAUAAUCAGGUUUUUACUGACGAUCCUAGUGUUGUCUGCGCCAGUACUUUAUCAAAGUAUCUCAAUGUUUUAAAAGACAAGGGGAAACUUGCAGAGUAUUGUUUAUUGGUUGUUGAUCUUCGCAAUUCUUGGACUCAGUCUAUUGAAGUUACUCUUUGGAGCUCUCCUGAACCUCGUGAAAAUGACAGCUUUGAGGUAGAUGUUAUUCCUGCCAAUGGAAAAACUGAUGAAGAAGUGAAUUCCGACAGAUUUUUAGUUAAGGAGAUUAUUCAUGCAGGAAAAACUAGUCGUUUGCUUGUUCCUGUUAAAAGAGUUGAGUUUACUGAGCAAGAGCUUUCUCGUCCAAUUCCCAGUCUAAGCGUUAAUAAACGCCAGUUUGUUGUCAAUCCUAAUAUAAACCCGGAACGUGCACGCGCAACUCGCGAAAACUUUUGGUACCGAAACGUGCUUUUGUCAAUGCUUGGAGGUGCCUGGAGAGUUCUCAAUGGUACCCCUCGAUCUGGUAUUUUGGAACUUCGAGGCAUUCGUCUCACACGAAAGAUGAUUAGUAUAUUGAGAGUUGAAUCUGUGUCUCUUACCAUGUCUCUUGAGGUAGAUGGCUCUGCGAGUGGUAAUGACGUUCCUAUUAGUGACAAAGAUACCAAACAAUUGAAAUCUCAAUACGUUGUAAAGGCGGAAGAAGAUUACUUUACUCUUUAUACAACGAUCCAAAACAGAACCUCGCGGCCGAUUUCAGGUUAUCUUCGCGUGAUACCAAUGCAGCGCUACCCGGAUGUUCCUUAUCCUAACACUGGACUUUUGGCCAACGGCACUGUUUCCAAUGCUGAUUUCGAAAACUGGAAUAAUAUGGAUACAAAAAUUCUAUAUAAUGGUAGUCUUCAACAGGCCGUCUACAAUAUUGCACCCGGAAAACAAGUCAAGAUCGGAAUUGGAGCCAUGUUUCUUUCUCGUGGGGAGUAUGAAUUUUCAAGUGUAUUUGACGAGUUCAAUGUCGACAAGUACGAAGAAGAAGUUUGUGAAGAAAAGCUUAAUAAAGAUGUUGAUUCUCUUAGCAUUUCACAAGGACAAGAUGAUUAUACUCUUGACGAUAAGUUUACGUCACAACAGCAUGAACAGCGUGAUCCAGUGUAUAUUCAUGUUGUAUAA
Messenger RNA from Magnusiomyces paraingens, 4089 nucleotides. RefSeq lists its product as uncharacterized. The record is from RefSeq and is a predicted model, not a curated record. Gene Ontology annotation, cellular component: trans-Golgi network. The transcript has 3 exons. The coding region runs from base 1 to 4089 and encodes 1362 amino acids. Lineage: Eukaryota; Fungi; Ascomycota; Dipodascomycetes; Dipodascales; Dipodascaceae.